Molecule: messenger RNA, 3146 nt
Organism: Nicotiana attenuata
Lineage: Eukaryota; Viridiplantae; Streptophyta; Magnoliopsida; Solanales; Solanaceae
Product: auxin response factor 3-like
Exons: 12
Coding region: 354-2573 (739 amino acids)
Biological process (GO): response to hormone; regulation of DNA-templated transcription
Cellular component (GO): nucleus
Molecular function (GO): DNA binding
Source: RefSeq, a predicted model, not a curated record
AUUAUAGACUUCUACUGUUCGUCCGUUCCCCCACCCAACCCCCUCUCCCUGGUUAUUUCCCCUCUACCCAGCAGUUGCAGCGCUGCUGCAAUUUGCAGGUUCAUCUAUACGUACAACUUUUUCUGUAUCUAUAUAUAUUUAUGUAGCCUUGUUUAUUUGUAUCUAGGAGAUAUACACUUCGAUAUACUGUAAUAAGCUGUGUAAGGACACUCACAUAAAGUGUGAUUUGAUAUGUAGAGAAAAGCAUUUCACUUUUUAGAGAGAGAAAGUAAAGAGAUAGAAAGAGAAAGACAGAGUCAUCUUCUUUAUGCAAUGCGGUGAGUGCGCAGUUGAACUAGCAAAAGGGUUAGAAGAUGAUGUGCGGACUUAUUGAUCUAAAUACUGUGGAUAACGAUGACGUCGGAGAAGAAACGACGGCGCCGGUGUCACCAGCGUCAUCGUCGACGGCGUCUGGAUGUUCGGAUUUGACGUCGUCAUCUCUGCCGGCGGUGGCAUCGGUGUGUCUGGAGCUGUGGCAUGCGUGUGCUGGACCGUUGAUUUCUCUGCCGAAGAAAGGAAGUGCUGUUGUGUACCUACCUCAAGGUCACUUGGAACAUCUCUCUGAGUACCCGCCCAUAGCCUAUAACCUCCCUCCUCACGUUUUUUGUCGCGUCGUAGACGUGAAGCUACAAGCGGAUGCGGCAAGUGAUGAGGUCUAUGCACAAGUCUCACUGGUUCCAGACAAUCAGAUUGAGCAGAAAUGGAGGGAUGGAGACAUUGAUGCAGAUACUGAAGAGGAGGAAAUAGAAGGUGCUGGAAAAUCAACAACACCACACAUGUUCUGCAAGACUCUCACUGCUUCAGAUACCAGCACUCAUGGCGGUUUUUCUGUCCCUCGCCGGGCUGCAGAAGAUUGCUUUCCUCCAUUGGAUUACAGACAACAGAGGCCCUCACAGGAGCUGGUAGCCAAAGAUCUACAUGGUAUCGAGUGGAAAUUUCGGCAUAUCUAUCGCGGUCAGCCACGAAGGCAUCUGCUCACUACAGGAUGGAGUGCGUUUGUAAACAAGAAGAAGCUUGUUUCUGGUGACGCUGUGCUUUUCUUAAGGACUGCUGAUGGAGAACUUAGGCUAGGAGUGAGACGAGCUGCCCAAGCUAAAACAUGUUCAAAUUAUCUAGCUGCCUAUAGCCAACUGUUGAAUGUCAGUGGUAUUGUAGAUGUGGUUAAUGCCAUAUCUAGCACAAAUGCCUUCAGCAUCUGUUAUAACCCGAGGGGUGGCUCAUCAGGCUUCGUUUUACCUUACCACAAAUUCUCAAAGACUCUUGCACAUCCCUUUUCAGCUGGAAUGAGAUUUAAGAUGCGUGUCGAAACAGAAGAUGCAGCUGAACAAAGGUUCACUGGACUUGUUGUAGGAGUCAGCGAUGUAGAUCCAGUUCGCUGGCCUGGUUCUAAAUGGAGGUGCCUAUUGGUCAGGUGGGAUGAUCUUGAUGUUUCUCGGCAUAAUAGGGUUUCACCGUGGGAAAUUGAGCCAUCUGGUUCAGCUCCUGUAUCCAGCAGCUUGGUGAUGCCAUCUGCGAAGAGAACCAGGGUUGGCUUUCCAAUUACAAAGGCCGAUUUUCCAAUUCCUAGAGAUGGGAUUGCAGUAUCAGACUUUGGGGAAUCUUCUAGGUUCCAGAAGGUCUUGCAAGGUCAAGAAAUUUUGGGGAUUAAUUCUCCUUAUGGCGGUUUUGAUGCUCACAGUCCUCGUACAGGGGGGAUAAGAUGCUUUCCUGGUUUUCCUAGUUCUGGGACAUCUAGAAUGGGAAACAGCAUCAGAACCCUGCUUGGUGACAGUGACAAGUCCCCUGAAAGCAUUGGCUUUAGUGAUCCUUCUCGAUUCAAUAAGGUCUUGCAAGGUCAAGAAACUUUUUCAACCCCUCCUUAUGGGAGAGGUCAUGCUGGUAGCCUAAUGCAGGAAAAAAGUAGAACUGGUAUUAUCGUCGGUAUUCAGGUUCCAAGCCACGUAAACAGGUGGUCUGCUCCAAAUCAGGGUAAUCGCAGUCAUUGCAAUCCAAGUACUCUUGUCCCGGCAUCAUCACCACCUUCUGUGCUCAGCUUUCAGCAUCCCAGGUCUCCAGCGUCAAAGUUCCAGGCUAUGUUCAAUCAUAAACAUGGGAAGCUUGAGACUGCUACCCAGGCUUUGGAUAUGUCUGAGAGCUGUAGUAGGCAUCUCGCAUCUGGCUCACAUGCCGAGGACAUCAGUAGGAAGGGAGACACUCAAGGAAUCAGUUCUUUUAGUAUCUUAAAGGAGCAAAAGCAAACAGGAAUUUCAUAUCUUUCUCUUGGGACUCAGUCGUCUCAAAACUUAGUUUCCAUGUGUAAAACCAGUUGCAGGAUCUUUGGAUUCCCCUUGACCGAGAAUAAACUAAAUGCAACUAGAGCAGAGAAUCCUGCUGAAGCUGUAUAUUCACGUGGUCUAGAAACAACAUUUCUGCCUUCCACUGAUGGAAAGUUGCAGCCAGGGCCACCAUUGAUGACUAAUGUUGUGGGAACAAACUUUACUAGAGUAAAUGACCUCUAUGCCGCAAGAGAUGUGCUUCUUGAUAUUGCUCUGUAGCAAGUAUUUGUUGUGACAUCAUGAGCAUAUGUAAACUGAAGGAUUUGUGCGCAGUAUUAUUGAUUCUUAGCUUUUAGUUGGCUGAUUAGUUUUGGCCAAUGGACUCAAGCAUGUAGUUGUCAGUAGAAUGCUUAUCCAGAGAUGAGUAUUGAGAGUUUUGUUGCAAGGAACACCGUGAAGAUUAGUAUUGUCGAGGGAAGUAUGUGCUUGAAUUUGCAUGUAUGUUCCUGCGAUGUUGAUGUACCAUGAUGUAACAAUCGGAAGAUGUGUUGCUGCAUCAUGAUGUCUGUAUGAUAAUUGCGCUAUGCUUGAAAUUACCUAGUGAGCUAUCUUUAGGUUUGACAUAUAGUUGUAUUUAUAUAUUUGCCUACUUAGUUUUGCUAUGAACUAACUCAAGUUCCUAUGAAAGACGAAAGUCUGUUGUAGCUGUUCUUAUCUCAGAGCACAUUGUAAUCUUUAAGGAAUUGUGCAUAGUUCUGUAAUUUAACAGGGCUGAAUAUGAUUUCCUGUUUGUUCUUUGCUGAACUUGUAUUCCAGAAUUUCUGCUAGUGUGUUAUUAUUAGCUUUGGAUUA